AACGUUCAGGUGAGUUAUAUUUCAUCAUUUGUUGCUUAUAUUAAUUAUAUUCAUUUGAUUGAAUUGUGUAUUUUUCUCGGACAGUGUAUGGAACAGACAUGGUAUUUGGCGCUCGACAUGCAACUCUUUAUCGUCUCACCUCUUGUCAUCUACUUGAUGUGGCGAUGGAAGAAAAUUGGAUUGCCUCUACUCGGGUUUUUAUUUAUCUGAACCAUCGCGGCCAACUUCGCCAUUUUCGCCGUGUUCGAUUUGAUGCCUACGGUGAUGCCCACCCGGACAAUGGAUACGAUCGCAAUGGGUCUGGACGCCGAUUAUUAUUACACCAAACCGUGGACUCGGGCUCCACCCUUUAUCGUUGGAGUUUGGCUUGGCUGGUUCUUGUACGUCACCAAAGACUCAAAGAAGCGCACAUCCAAGAUAAUAUUAGUCAUCUUCUGGACAAUGUCGUCAGCCAUCAUCUUGGCCGUCAUUUACGGCUUGAUUCCUUACUUAGAUGAAACCGCUGUGCCGGCAAUCGACCCGACAGUUAGUUUGUUUUACAGAUCUCUGCACAGAACGGCAUGGGCCGCAGCUGUUGCCUGGAUCGUCUAUGCCUGCACGAAAGGUUACGGAGGCAUCAUCAACCGACUGCUGUCGUGGAAAGGAUUUCUACCUUUGAGCCGGCUGAGUUAUUGCGUCUAUCUCAUUCAUUUCGCUUAUCUUGACGCAUUCUACGCCUCCAAUCGCAAGCUCGUUUACUACACUUUCAACAGCCAACUGAUGACCUAUUUGGGCAUCGUCGUCACAGUCUUCGGGCUGGCCUUUGUCGUCUCCAUUACCGUCGAGGCCUCCUUCCUCAACAUUGAGAAACUUCUUUUUGCUGCUUUUUCACCACCCAAACCCAGAGAGUCUGAUGAUGAUAAACAAAACUCUCCAAGACGCAUCGAUUGGAAAAAUAAAUCCUGGGACAAAUAUUGAGCUUACAUAAGAAAUACAAACGAAAUAAAUUACAGAAAAUACGAUUGUGUGAACAGUGAAAAUACCAGAACUUUUGUUUGUUUUUU
Messenger RNA from Daphnia pulicaria, 1043 nucleotides. Its product is annotated as O-acyltransferase like protein-like. The record is from RefSeq and is a predicted model, not a curated record. The transcript is spliced from 5 exons. NCBI's taxonomy places the organism in Eukaryota, Metazoa, Arthropoda, Branchiopoda, Diplostraca, Daphniidae. The coding region runs from base 253 to 957 and encodes 234 amino acids.